UUUACUUUGAAACGUUGUGCUAUCAAAUCAUUUAGCGGAGAAUGUUUGUUUUGCCUCAUUAAAACUUUUUAAAAAUAAUAAUGACUAAGAAAGAAAUAAAAACAAAGUUCUGAGUAUACUUAUAUGAGGUAAAUAGAAAAAUUAUCUGUUUUGAGCAUAAGGUGAUGAUAACAAAAGACAAAAACAGGCAUUAAUGCGCUGAUUAAAAAUUAAAAAGUUAAUUUCAGUGAAUGCUCUACUUUAAAUUAAAUAUAAUAUUUACAAAGAAAAGCUAUAUAAAAGGAUAUAUAUAAACAGAAAAAACAUUUGCUGUAAUAUAAUUGGAAAUUUUUGAAAUUAGCCAUUAGUUGAAAUUUAAUCAAUUCGAAAACAUGUUUCAUCUAAGUGUAGGUUAUAUAAUUUUUUAUUUAUUGAGUAGUUAAAAAAUACUGUUUUAGUGCAUAAAAUAGAAUUGAAUAAUGAUUGCAUCAGUUUUCAAAUUUAACUUUACGAAAAAAAUUGUGUUACAUUAAAAGUUAAAAAAUUAUUUUCAACUCCAUGGAAUAUUUUUAAUUUAAAGGCAAAAUAUUUCAAGAAUAUUGCGACUACCAACUCCUUUUUUAAAAUUUAUAAUGCAAAUAUUCAUGCUUAUUUGAUAAAAAUUACAAAAAAGAUACUGAAGGUUUGUGCAAUGGAUGCUAGUGCGAUGUAGAAUUUAAAAUACAUUUAAUUUUCGAAAAAAGUUUUAGCAGAAUAACUCAUAAAAUUUCAUUUUCCCUCGUUUGGACUCAUACUACAUAAUAAGAUUUUUAAGAUGAAAAUUAUAAAAACUCAUUGAAAGUAACCUGGUGUCAUUACAACUUCAUUAAAAUAAAGUAUAAUAAGAUUUUUGCUGUAAAAGUUUGAUUUGUUGUUAUUUUCGGACGUAAUAUUCCUGAAAUAUAUUUCAUUAUAUUUCUACUAAACAUGUAAAAGAACUCACUUGAGAAGAAGAGAUUUUUCUUUAUUUUUAGAAAUUAUUUGGUUUUGCUUUUUCUUUUUACUUUAGUAUUUUGAUAUUUCUUUCAUUAUUCAGUUGUUUAAAAAAAAUCAUUCAAUGCAAUUAGAAAUAUUAAAAAAUAUUCCGUAUAAAAAUGUCCUAUAGGAAAAUGUACUAAUGAAAAAAAAUACAAAAAAAAUAAUUUGACGUGCCGUUAAUACUUGUGCUUCGUUUUUUUUAUAAUUUUACUUUUUAAUUAUUUUAAUUUUUUUUGCUAAAUUAUAAAAAAAUAAAGAAAAUGGCUUCAAUAAUUAAAACAUUUUUUGGUGAUUUAAAUUUGAUUAAUUUUUUUUUAAUAAUUUUAAUAACACUUGCAAUACCUAUACAUUGGAGUAAAUGUUUUGAAAAUAAAACACGGUUAACAAAGAAUAGUAAUAGUUUAACAACAGUGAUGACAGCAGCACAACCUCAUAUAAAUUCCACCUUUGAGGUAACAGAAAAAAAGAAAAAUAAUAAAUGUGUAAGUUGCAAAAACAAUGGUUACGAAAAUGUCGAUUUAGUAAAUCAAACAAAUAGUGAAGUUUAUAAAUUGACACCCGAACGCCCGCCAACGAAACAAUUGAAACAUACAAAUCGUAAUCGUCGUAAUCAUUAUACCAACAAUAAGGAAAAAUUACAAAAUCAAAACUAUAAAAAAUUUACGAGUAAAUAUACUAUAGAGGAAUUAUUAAAUACGACAUUUGAGCGAAAGAUUUCAAAUGAUAUUGAUUGGGAUCCUUGUAAAGCAAGUGGUUUUAUGGGUGACAUCGCAUUACCAGAUAUUUCCAGUGGUGAAGUAGGUGGUACUUUGCCCCCGCACCCAACAGUAUCAUUUACAGAAAUCGAGCCUAAUUUCGAUUUUAUGGAAGCAACAACGUCAACAACAACAAUAGUUUCUGCGUCAACGACAUACUCUAGAAAGCCUGAACAGAAUUUGAAUGUGUCUGACAGUUUUUUCACAUCAAAUAAAAACAUAGACAUUAUUGCAAAUCAUUAUAAAAAUUCCAGAGAUUAUGUGAACAAAACUGAACCGUUUAUGAAUGAUGAUAAUGGCAAAUAUCAUAGGAAAAGUAAUGAUGGUAAAAACAUUCCUAAAACUAGUGGACAUUUCAAUAAAACUUUUCAACAAGAACUAGAAAUUCUUAAGCAAGAAGUUUACAAUGAAGGUCUUCAAGUGGAGGAAGAAGGUAUGACUGAUAUUAUCAGAAAGAAAACUAAACUGCCGAACAAUAAUAAUAAAAAUGAAAAAAGCAACAAUGACCCUUUUUGGUUAAUAAGAGAACCAAAUAAACCACUAAAUAGCAAUAAAUAUCAAUCAACAACAUUUGUUGAAUCAAAUAAUUCCAAUCUGAAAAGUGAAAUACAAACGUAUGUACCCCAUUCUCAUUAUAGUAAAUAUGAGAAAUCUUCCUUAGAGCCGCACUCGUCACUAUCGCCUUAUUCUAAAUCUUCAUCGAAAUUAUUUAAAGAUAAGUCCAAAUUGGAAACAACCAAAAAGUAUUUAUUAUCAACUUCAGAAAAGGCAUCAGCCUCGAUCGAGCAAGAAGAAAUUGAGGAAGAUAAUCGUGACACGGUUCUGACUAUUACAAAAAAUAUGAAAGAAUUUUCAUCAAAUAUGAAAAAGAUUAAAAAAUCUUCGUCAGUAAAUACAAAAUUACCUACUGUAAUUCAUCUGUACAAAUCAAACGAGGAAAAAAAUGAUAAAAUUUCGGGUCAUGCACGAAAUGUUGAUUUAAGGAAAAUUCAAUCAAAUACUAAAGAUAUUGAAGAUGAUUCUGGUAAUAACUUUGUUUCAGAAAAAAAAGUAAUUAUAUUACCAACAUCAUUGCCAAUUCAACGAUCAACAGCGGCGAAUGUAUUUAGCAAUGCUGGUGGCAAUGGUGGUAAAUUAGAUGAUAUUGAAUUUUUUCAGGUCGAUGGCCCUAUACGGAGAAGACAUCGUCGCGGUAAACGUCAAAGAAGACGCUCUCACACUACAAAGGAAUAUCGUGAAAAAUUACAGCGUUUGAAAGAAGAAUUGAAUCAUCCUGUUGCAACUGUCGAUGAUGCAAAAAGGGAAAGAAAUCUAAAUAAAAAAACUCAACAAGAUCGAAAAAUCUUGAAAAACUUAAAAAAGAGAAAAGAUAAAAACAGAUCUUCAAAUUUUCCACAACAAUUUGAUAAAAAAAGUCAGAAGUUUUUGCUAGACAAAAACAAUAAAAGAUUUCUCGAAAAAUUAGUUAAGCUUGAAAAAAAUCAACACAAUGAGAAAUUUUUAAAUUAUUCAAAUACUGUUUAUGAUAACUUUGAUAUUAUAACAAAACGUAAGUCAACAUUGGAUGCGUUAACAGAUGAAUUGAAUGCAGCAAGUUUAGAUGCAAUUAUGUUAAAUGACGAAAAAAAUUCUAAAACUCUUAAACGACAACGUCGUAUUACACGUGCUGUUACAGCAAAAAAGGAACGAGUCUGGGAUUACGGUGUCAUACCUUAUGAAAUCGAUGGUAAUUUUAGUGGUUCUCAUAAAGCGCUGUUUAAGCAAGCUAUGAGACAUUGGGAAAAUUUUACUUGCAUUAAAUUUGUUGAAAGGGAUCCUGAUGUGCAUCCAAAUUAUAUUAUUUUUACUAUUAGAAAUUGUGGUUGCUGCUCCUUCGUUGGAAAAAGGGGGAAUGGUGGACAGGCAAUUUCAAUAGGAAGAAAUUGUGAUAAAUUUGGUAUUGUUGUACAUGAAUUAGGUCAUGUUGUAGGCUUUUGGCAUGAGCAUACUAGACCUGAUAGAGAUGCACAUGUAGUCAUCGAACAUAAUAAUAUAAUGAAAGGACAAAAUUAUAAUUUCAAUAUGCUGACGUCGGACGAUGUUAAUUCCUUGGGUCAACCAUACGAUUAUGAUUCAAUUAUGCAUUAUGCUAGAAAUACAUUUUCUAAAGGAACAUAUUUGGAUACUAUAUUGCCAAUUGAAGUAAAGGGUAAGAAGCGUCCUGAAAUUGGACAACGUAUUCGCUUGAGCCAAGGUGAUGUAGCUCAAGCGAAUUUAUUAUACCGAUGUCCGAAAUGCGGUCGAACAUUUCAAGAAAAUAUAGGUUCAUUUUCUUCACCAUCUUACCAGUCAAGAGAAAAUGCAAGCAAUGUUGAAAAAUGUGAAUGGCGUAUUACUGCCACACAUGGUGAGAGGAUAGUUUUAAAAUUGGAAAAUUUGAACUUAUUCAAAUCUGAAAAAUGCCAAACCGAUUACUUGGAAAUUCGAGAUGGUUAUUGGUAUAAAUCCCCAUUGUUAGUGAGAAAAUGUGGUAAAGUAGCACAAGAAACAAUAAUGACUAACUCUAGCCGCAUGUUAAUUUCUUAUGUUAAUACUCAUAGAAACGCGGGUUAUCGCGGAUUUAGAGCUGAUUUUGAAGCGAUUUGUGGUGGAGAAUUAUUCGCCGAUUCAGAAGGGCGUUUAGAAUCCCCUAAUUAUCCUUUAGAAUAUCUUCCAAACAAAGAAUGUGUCUGGAAAAUUACAGCUGCGGAAGGAUACCAAGUUGCUUUAAAAUUUCAAUCUUUUGAAGUGGAAAAUCACGAUAAUUGCGUGUAUGAUUAUGUUGAAGUUCGUGAUGGUGAUAAUGCUGAAGCUCGUGUCAUCGGAAUAUUUUGUGGUUAUAAGCCACCACCAAAUAUGAAAUCUACUUCAAAUACUAUGUGGAUUAAAUUUGUUUCCGAUAGUUCAGUUCAAAAAGCAGGAUUUUCCGCUAUUUUUAUGAAAGAAGUAGAUGAAUGCGAAACUGCUGAACAUGGAUGUGCACACCAUUGCACUAACACUUUAGGAGGAUAUGAAUGUAGUUGUGACAUCGGCUAUGAGCUUCAUAGUGAUAAAAAAAAUUGUGAAGACGCUUGUGGUGGUGUUUUAGAAGCUACUAAUGGCACUAUAACAUCGCCCUCUUUUCCUGAUUUAUAUCCAGCAUUAAAAGACUGCAUAUGGGAAAUUAUUGCGCCACCACGUUAUAAAAUUUCCUUGAACUUUACACAUUUUGAUUUGGAAGGCGUAAAUAACCAACAUUCUGAUUGUGGUUAUGAUUCUGUUUCUAUAUUCUCAAAACUUGGCGAAAACCGUUUAAAACGGGUUGGUAAUUAUUGUGGUACCAAAAUACCACCAAUAGCAACAUCUGAAAGUAAUGCUUUACGAAUUGAAUUCAAAUCUGAUAAGUCAAUACAAAGAAGUGGUUUUGCUGCAAUAUUUUUUACGGAUAUCGAUGAAUGUGCCGUAAAUAAUGGUGGAUGUCAACAAGAAUGUAAAAACACUAUUGGGUCUUACAUAUGUUCAUGUCAUAAUGGUUAUACAUUACACGAUAAUGGACAUGAUUGUAAAGAAGGUGCAUGCAAAUACGAAAUUUCAGUUCCAUAUGGAAACAUUUUUAGUCCAAAUUAUCCAGAAUUAUAUCCCCCUAAUGUAGAUUGUGUGUGGCAUUUUUCUACCACUCCAGGGCAUAGAAUUAAACUGAUUUUUAAUGAAUUUGAUGUGGAAUCACACCCGAACUGUGGCUAUGACCACGUAAUAAUUUAUGAUGGUGAAUCUGAUGAUAGUUCAAAAUUAGGUAUUUUCUGUGGUGAUAAAAUUCCUUAUCCAAUAUCAGCAUCCUCAAAUGAAAUGUAUAUGGUGCUAAAAACUGACAAAAAUAAACAACGAAAAGGAUUUCAAGCAACACAUUCAACAUCAUGUGGGGGAUUUCUUGGUGCAACACCACACAUUCAACAAUUUUACUCGCAUGCACGUUAUGCUGAUCAGAAUUAUGAUGAGAAUAUGGAUUGUGAGUGGACAAUAAAAACAACUUCAGGGAGUAACGUACAACUCUUUUUUAACGAUUUUGACGUUGAAGAUUCAACCAAUUGCACAUACGAUUAUGUAGAAAUUUAUGCUGGUAUGGAGGAUACAAGUGGACCAUUGCACGGUCGGUAUUGCGGUGACAAGAUUCCGCAGGAAAUAAUUUCCCUUAGUGAUUCUUUAUUAGUACGUUUUCGAACUGAUGAUUCAUUUACAAGUAAAGGUUUUUCCGCAUCUUAUGUAACUGUAGAGCCAUUAGAAGAAAGCGAAGAUUUAAAUUCAGAUAGUCAUGAAUCUGUUACACCAUUUCCUGGUUACUUUAAAAGUAUUUACAAAUCCGAUUCACUUGAUUCUGAGGUGUAUGAGUACAUAGACAAUAGAGAAAACACAAUUUCUAAUCAAGAACAAUAUAAACGUUUUGGUAGAUAUGCGAAUUACCGUAAUUUGUAUGUUUAAUUGUAUUUAAAUAUUACAUUCUUAUACAAACAAAUUAUGCAUAUAUAUAUGUACAUUUGUAUCUAGGUAUAAAUAAAAUUUUUAGUUAUAAGUAAAAACGGCUAUAAAAACAGAUAAAGCAUUAAUUUCAACCCAAAAAUAAUUAAAUAAAAAUUUAAUGAACAUAAUACAAAUGCAGCAUUUAAGUUGGCAUAAACCUAGAGACUUAAUGUAGGUUAAGCCUAUGAAACAAUAAUGCUAAAUAAAUAAUUGAAAUAGGUGAUGAAAUGCUGAGGACUUUAACAAAACGGUUUAGUUGAUUAAUGUUCACUAUCCUGAUAUUCUGCGGAAAUUAUUACGUCGUGUAAUAAUUUUAUUUUUUAUUAAUCCUUAAAAUAACGAAAAGAAUUUUCAAAAAUAAAAUUAAGUCCUUCAAAGACCCAUAUUUUAAAAUCUUCCAUAAUUAUUUGAUAGAAAAAUAAAAUAUAUUUAAUAGUAUAAUUUAUUUCAGGUGCUUGUUGCUCAAAAUGUUGUAGCAAAAUUUUCUUGUGCCACUUCGCUAUAUACACAGAAAAGUUCAUCUUUAAUUUUUUGUUAGCUUUUAGCUACAAUAUCUUAAUUUUUAAUAAGUUUUUUAGUGGAAAACGUUCAUGGUGCACGUUUGUUUUUAUAAUUUUUAAAAUUACAUAAGAUAAAAUAACAUCCCAAGUCAUUGUCCGUUGUGUGUCCGUUUUUACCUGGUAUAGUAGAAUAUAAACGGCAAUUUUCUGCACGACCACAAUUUUUGUGAUGCCUUAAAAAAGCGAUUUUUGUUUAUUUUUUUAAUUUUUAACACCACAAACUUCAAAAUAUUUCAUUGCAAUAGCCUACAUAUGUUUGCGCCAAAGCAACGUAUGUAUGUUUUUUGAAUAAUGUAAACAUAUAACAGAUUUCGUCUUUCAUAAACCGAAAAGUAGCAAAAGACAUUAAAAAUUAAUCCUUAUCUAAACCAGUUUUUUUGUUCUUAUAUCAGGAGUGUUAUGUUAAUCUCUACUACUUAUUUAUUCUGUUCUACUCUUAGAGUAUUUUGAACAUAAUUUAAAACAAAAGAUAGUUGCUACUAGAAAGAGUACUUGUAAAAACUACAACGCACACUUGAAAGAGAUAUGCUGAAUUACUAAAUGCACAACAAUUAAAAAAAUCAAUAAUUAAAACAAAAUUAAAAUAAGAAGUUUUAUGAAUAUUAUAUUUUUAUAUUAUAUGGUUUACGCUAAACACUACUUGAUUUUUUUAUUUUAAUUAAUCUCUUUAAUUAAGCUGUUAAUUUACUUUUAAAAUAAAAUGCAAAAUUUUCUAGAAAACGAAAUGAUACUUUCUAAAAUUCAUAUCAGAAAAGAAACCAUUAUGAGAAGUCAUAUCUUAAAUUCAUUUAAAGGGAAUGUAAUUAUUUAAGAUAAAGUUAAUAUAAAAAAUUUUGUAUAUAAAAAAUUUUUAAACGGAUAAUAAUUAUUCAUGAUAAUCGUAUUACAUGACAAUAUUUUGUUACAAUUUCUUCAAUUAUAAUAUACUUAUACUAACAUGAAAAAACCUAUUUAAUAAUAUUAGAAUAUUGUUACAAUGUAAUUCAUUAAUUUUUAAUUUUAUAAUAAUGUGUACAUAUACAAGUGCAUAUAUACACAACACAUAUAUUCGUAUAUAAAAUAUAUGUAUUUAUGUAUAUAUAAAAUGUUUUUAUAUUUUUUAACAUUACGUAAUAUUAUUGUAUGUACAUAAUUUUGGGAGUCUAAACUUGAAAAAUAAAGAAUUUUGAAGCUGAUUCUAUUUUAUAUAUCAUAAUCUAUUUACACUAACUUUUGUUCAUAAUUUAAUAAUAUUUUCAUUUUUUUUUGAAAAAAUUUUAUAUGUAAUUUUGUAAUAAUUAUUUCCACAACUCAGAAUAUUCGACUCUUUCAUAUACUCAUAACAUUACGAUUACCGGAGAAAUGAAAUUGAGUUUGACAACGGAUGGAAAAGACAUGUGUAAGUCCAUCCUUAAAAUUUUUGGGAGUUCUAUGAAGUUCAAUAUAUAAUACUAGUUAUUAUAAUGACAAGAUUUUGAUUAGAACUUAACAAUUCUUUGAGAACAAUAAAGGGAUAUUAAAUUUUCAUAAUAUCUGCAGACGGCAAAUAUAAAUGUAUGUGUAUUGUAUGUGUACAUAUUGUUCUACAUAUCACGUUUGCUUUUAGUAAAAUGAUUUAAUAUUCAUUAAAAUAUAUUAAUAAAUACACUGUAAUAUUUAUAAAUUAAUUAUUUGACAGAUUGUUUGAUGAUUAUAAAUACGUAAAUGUAUGUAGAUAGUAUACAGAAAAAAUAAAAAAAAAUAUUAUAAACGUAUCUUUAAAUGGAAACACAAGAUAUUAAGAAAACUAUAAUAGAACAAGUAAACAAAAACUGUUUUUGAAAGACAAUAAAAAUAU
Molecule: messenger RNA, 8639 nt
Organism: Condylostylus longicornis
Lineage: Eukaryota; Metazoa; Arthropoda; Insecta; Diptera; Dolichopodidae
Gene: tok
Product: dorsal-ventral patterning protein tolloid
Exons: 15
Coding region: 1257-6224 (1655 amino acids)
Biological process (GO): proteolysis
Molecular function (GO): calcium ion binding; zinc ion binding; metalloendopeptidase activity
Source: RefSeq, a predicted model, not a curated record